Molecule: messenger RNA, 2058 nt
Organism: Phyllotreta striolata
Lineage: Eukaryota; Metazoa; Arthropoda; Insecta; Coleoptera; Chrysomelidae
Source: the annotation of a GenBank genome assembly
AUGGAAAUGCGAACGAAAAACUGCACCAAAAUAUCCGGCUAUCUCGAGAAGAAAGGCAAAAGGAAGAUGAUCGGCCUGUACAAAAAGUACUGGUUCGUCCUCGAAGGCGGUUUACUACUCUACUAUCGCUCGAAGGACGAUUACGAAACGAUAUCACCCUGCAAAGGCACCAUCAACUUAGGCCCACCCUGCAUAGUGAAACCCUGCCCUUCGAUACCCGGAGUAUUCCAACUACAAACCAGAACAUCCACCAUCACACUAAGGGCGGAGAACCGCGACGAGCAGACCAAAUGGAUGCAGGCCAUCGUCUCCGAAGUCAGCCCCCAGAAGGCCGUCCAGCGCAUGAGCCACUUCCGCUACUCCCUCGAGAGCGUCGAGACGCCGCCCCACGAGGACAUCAUCCAGCGGCUGCAGCGCAUGGGGGCCCACAGCUACAGCCCGCUGGGGCGGCCGCCGCUCGACUGCAAGGACUCCAAGUCCUCGGAGCACCUCUACGAGAUGGUGUCCAGGGGCGAGGAGGAGCCGCCCAGGUCCUCCACGCUGCCCGCCAGGAGGCAGCGCGCCCGGCCCGAGUCGAUGCUGGUGGAGAACGUGGAGUACGCCGGCGUGGGGGAGAAGCGGCCGCGGAAGAAGGUCAAGUCGUUGUUCGGCAGGAGGGACUCCAAGGUGGAGUAUCUGACGGUGGUGAACGAUUGUUACGCCGGCGUGAAGAAGCGGGAGCUGGAGGAGAUGAUCGAUCACAACGAGAAUGAGCUGGUGGAUGGGGAGGAUGUGAACAGGAGUGGAGAGGAAAAUGCUUAUUCUAUACCGUGUUUCUUCGAUGAUGAGGUUAGGAAUGAGGUUUUGUAUGAAGAUAUCGAGAGGAAUAACGUGGAGUACGCCGAACCGACAAUCGUACAGGAGCAAGUGCAGGGUAAGAAGAAGAACAAAAAGAAGCAAGAGAAGAAGGCGCCGGUUGCGGAGAAGCCCAACAAAGUGAAGAAACAGACGAGUUUCAUACGAAGAGUGUGGAGGAUCAUCGAGAAAAAGGACGAGAAAAAGGAACCCGUCCAGGAGAUAAUCAAAAAGGACCAAAUCGACAAACCACCGGCGGACGAUUCGUCGGCCUUGAGGAUGCUUUCCGAAUUGCAAAAUUUAUUGGAGCAAAAAAUGCCCGUAUUGACUGAAAAACUCGCAACUAACACAACCAGAACGAAAUUCGACCACACCAAGCAAGACCCGGACAAAACCAAACAACCACAAUUACCCAGCAGCACCCUCACAGCAGACAAUCCGCGACACCCGGAGCCCCACCAGAUGGCGGCGCUGCCGCCGAAGAAGCUCAGGAAGCCGCCGGAGCAGGACAAGAGCCUCGACGAGAUCCUGCACGAGCUCGACGCCCAGCCCACCAAGGGCAAGGAGAACACCGUCAGGCGGCUGAUCCAGCGCUUCAGCGAGCCCGAUUUCGCCGACGGCGUCGUGUUGCGCGGGCGUCGCGCCGCCCGCAAGGACGACGUCGACGCCGACGAGCUGGGCAGGCUGCUGCAGGAACUGGCCAAGGUGACCAGCGCCCCGGUGCUCGCGCCCGGCGUCACAUCCAGCCUCAACGGGGCCAGUUUGAACGACGAAGAGUUUUCCAGAUUGUUGCCGAUGAAGCAGAGGCGGUUCUCCGAGCCGGAUUACGACGUGCCCAGGCCGCACAAGUCUCUGACGAUCAUGCAGAGAAGGGAGAUGAUGUCGGAGAAUGUUAUCGGAUCGACGAGGUUCUUCGGGCCCAUUUUGAAACCGGUCGAUUUGAUUGUUGCGAACAACAGGCCGUGCUCGCCCUCUCAAUUGCACAGCAUCACGCCGGAUUCGUUGGAAAUGGGCGAGGGCUCCGAGUAUUGCAAAUUCGUCAAUAGGAGAUCGAGGAUCAAGGAGCGCGAGGAGCCCGACGAGUGUUCGGUGGAGAACGAAAUCUACGCGGAGCCGAGAUCGAUCUCGUCGGGCGUCGAUAGGCCGGGGGCCCAAGAGGCGGAGUACGAGGAGUUCGUGGAUUCCUUGGAAAUUUACCGAAACGAAAUUUCGACGAAUUUUUGA